AUCUACUUGUGAGUCGGUAAAAUAAGACGACGACAUGCCUUUAUUCGUAGCGGUACUGACCUUAGUUGUCCUUGUGUUGCCAUCUUCUUCGCCGGCCAUUGCUCUUAGCCUGAAUCACUACGAGAAAACCUGUCCCGACGUCGAGUCGAUAGUUGCAAAAGCUGUCAAGAGUGCCACUGUGAAGGAUAAGACGGUCCCUGCUGCCCUUCUCCGAAUGCAUUUUCAUGAUUGCUUUAUAAGGGGUUGUGAUGCUUCUGUGCUGUUGUACUCGAAGGGAAACAAUAAAGCCGAAAAAGACGGACCUGCAAAUCUUUCAUUGCAUGCGUUCUAUGUUGUAGAAAAUGCAAAGAAAGAAGUUGAAGCACAGUGUCCUGGUGUAGUUUCGUGUGCUGAUAUUUUGGCUUUUGCUGCAAGGGAUGCUGUUGUGCUAUCCGGAGGUCCUACGUGGGAUGUGCCUAAGGGAAGAAAAGACGGGAGAACGUCGAAGGCUAGCGAAACCAUACAAUUGCCAGCUCCAACCUUCAACAUAUCUCAACUGCAGCAAAGCUUCUCUCAGAGAGGCCUAUCUAUGGAUGACCUAGUAGCUCUUUCAGGUGGAUUUCAGGAAUUCAAGUUGUUGGAACGACUUGGGGAAGGAAGCCAGCCUACCGCCAUAAUCGGCGAAGUUGCUGAUGACAUGAACUUGGAUCUUGAGGUGAUGAGCAUGGAAGCCAUUCAUUCCAAGCAUGUGGAUGCAAAUCUGCUGGCUGAGUUCGUCCCGUGUCCUGUUCUACUUUUACCAUUGUAG
Molecule: messenger RNA, 787 nt
Organism: Hibiscus syriacus
Lineage: Eukaryota; Viridiplantae; Streptophyta; Magnoliopsida; Malvales; Malvaceae
Product: peroxidase 64-like
Exons: 4
Coding region: 35-787 (250 amino acids)
Biological process (GO): hydrogen peroxide catabolic process; response to oxidative stress
Cellular component (GO): plasmodesma; plant-type cell wall
Molecular function (GO): peroxidase activity; heme binding
Source: RefSeq, a predicted model, not a curated record